CGCGCCUUGCACGUAGCGUUAAAGCCCGAAAAUGGUCAAGUACGCUCGUGAGCCGGAGAACGCGGACAAGACCGCCAAGGCCAAGGGGUCUGACCUGCGUGUUCACUUCAAGAACACGCGGGAGACCGCCUUCGCCCUGCGCAAGAUGUCCCUGAACAAGGCCAAGAAGUACCUGGAGGAUGUGAUUGCGCACAAGCGCUGCAUUGCCUUCCGCCGGUACCAGGGCGCUGUGGGCCGCACCACGCAGGCUAAGAACGAGAACAACCCUUCCGGCCAGGGCCGCUGGCCCGUGAAGUCGGCUGAGUUCAUUCUCAACCUGCUGAAGAACGCGGAGAGCAACGCUGAGGUCAAGGGCCUGGACAUCGACAACUGCUUCAUCAGCCACAUCCAGGUCAACCGCGCCAUGCGCCAGCGCCGCCGCACCUACCGCGCGCACGGUCGUGUGAACCCCUACAUGAGCUCGCCCUGCCACAUCGAGCUCAUGAUCUCGGAGAAGAGCGCGGGCGUCAAGGCCGAGAAGGACACCAAGGAGCGCAAGCUCAGCAAGGUGCAGCUGGCGAAGCGCCUGCGCACCGGCACCGCCUCGGCGUAAGCAGCAGCAUUUCGCCACAUCACCUUAAGUGUUGUGUGUAAGUCUCCUACGUG
Messenger RNA from Chlamydomonas reinhardtii, 645 nucleotides. Its product is annotated as ribosomal protein L17. Gene Ontology annotation, cellular component: cytosolic large ribosomal subunit; ribosome. NCBI's taxonomy places the organism in Eukaryota, Viridiplantae, Chlorophyta, Chlorophyceae, Chlamydomonadales, Chlamydomonadaceae. Bases 32 to 592 code for a protein of 186 amino acids. Gene Ontology annotation, molecular function: structural constituent of ribosome. The transcript has 4 exons. Gene Ontology annotation, biological process: cytoplasmic translation. The record is from RefSeq and is a predicted model, not a curated record.